Styela clava is the source of this 1775-nucleotide messenger RNA. The record is from RefSeq and is a predicted model, not a curated record. NCBI's taxonomy places the organism in Eukaryota, Metazoa, Chordata, Ascidiacea, Stolidobranchia, Styelidae.
CCGACAUAUAGGAUUUAAGUAAUAUUAUUCAUUCUCCGGCGUUGAAAAUAUGAAUUCGCAAACGUUAUCUGUCGGUCCGAUUUACGCUCAGAAACUUCUCUUUUCAAUCAAAGAGAUGAGGAAAGAAAAAUUUGCUUGUGAUUUUGUGAUUAAAGCUGGGAAGAAAGCAUUCAACGUGCAUCGGAAUAUAAUAUCAGCUGCGUCAAACUAUUUCAAAGCAAUGAUUUCCUCUGAGAUGAAAGAACGUCAACAAGGAUAUGUUGAGAUGAAAGAUGCCCAUCCGCUUAUACUCGAAAUCUGUAUAGAUUUUAUAUACACAGGCCAUGUGGAACUAAGUGAAUCAAAUAUUCAAGAUAUUUUGCAUCUAUCCAACUUUUUGCAGUUGGAUGAACUUACUGAUCUCUGCUUUGAAUAUUUACAAGCGAAUUUGACUUGUCAGUGUUGCCUCCAAACCAUAGAACUCGCUAGCCUUUAUAAUCGACAAGACGUUGUUGUUAAGGCAGAACUUUUUGUAGUGGACAAUUUAGAAAAAGUUAUUUCAAAUGAAAAUUUUACAUCAAUAGUGUUCAAAGAUCUUUCGUACUAUCUUGAAGCAUCGAAAUCACCUUAUAACACCAAGUGGAAAGCAGUUACCACCUGGCAUGAUGACAAAGAGGGAAAAGUAGAUAAAACUUUAUUCACUCUUAUGGAAUUGCUUAAAAUUAAGGAUUUUCCUUUCGAUUUUGUGCUGGGAACUAUUUGGAAAGAACCGCUGUUGCGGAGAAGUGUAUCUUCCACCAGCCUAGUAUUCGGAAGACUAUUUUCAGACGUUGAAGAAAUUAUAGAAAAUUUGACCAUUGAUAAUUUCUUGAUCUUGAAAAGUUGGGCGAAUAAUCAAAAUAUAGUAAUAACUGAAAACAUGAGAACGGUAAUGAAUGAAUUCAUGGCUGAAUAUUUCGAACAACUUUUGUAUAAAAAUGAGUUCUUCCAACUCGACGAAAAAGAAAUAUUUUUUUUGUUUCAAUCUAGAAAUACCAAAUAUUCCCCUGAAUUAGUCAAGUGGAAUGCUGCAUUAAAAUGGACAAAGCAUAUUGAUUCCAGAAAAAUGUGUUUUCCUGGCUUAUUGAAAUUAAUCAACUGGCAUGAAUUUUCUCCUAAUUUUAUUCGACAGAUUGUCAGAUACGAAACGUUAGUGAAAGAAUCUCGUGAAAGUGAAACGAUAUUACUAGAUGCAAUCUAUUCCCGACCUGAGGUCAAUGAAACGGGACAUCCACAAAUUGCAUGCUUGGAAUCGGAAACGGGUGAGGUACGGGCGUUCGAUACUAAAUGGGAAACAUGGCAUUUACUCCCCAACGUCUCCAAAGGCUAUCCGAUGCAUAUAGUGAAUGUCAAUGACAAGCUGUAUGUAGUGAGUGGAACGGAUCUCUUUGUUUUGGAAGAUAAUCGGACGUGGAAAAAAACUACCGUCGAUGAAUAUCGGAGAAAUAUGGCGAAAAAUCGCAUCAUUUCAGGGGAAAAUUUAUAUGGUAUGUGAAAAAACUAUUUCGUGUUUUUAUCCCAUUCAAGAUACUUGGAAGGAAAGACUUCUAGGUUGUGAAUUGUCGUACGGUUUUUGUGUUGCAGCAUCUGAAGAAUUCAUUUAUGCAAUGGGAGGUAUUAAGGAGGGUAACGAGGUAAAACGAUUUGAUCCAAAAACGAUAAAAUGGUCGAAUAUUACACCCAUGAAAUUUGCAAAAAAAUAUUCAGGAGCUGCCGUCUUUAAUAAGAAGCUUUACGUUAUGGGAGGAUUAUGUACA